AGCUUGUAAACAGCCUAAGUACCAGUCUGGAGCCAGUCAGGUCGGGGGUUGCUCCUGGGCUGCGACGGAGGAGAGGAUCGCGCGCUCCUACGUGCUUUUCUUUAGCAGGGGCCGUUCGCUUCGCGAAAGACUAUGGUUGGCGGAGCCGUUCCCACUGCCUCUUCCUCCCCGGUCGAGCUCUUGACUGCCAAAGCGGAGCCAAGCACCCGGAAAGAAGCAACGAAGGCGUGAAAAGCAAAGCCCCUACUUAGCGGCGGGCUUCCUAAUGCCUGCCCGCCCCCUCCGGGGAGAUCAUAUGACAAUUUGAGCAACGGAUCGUGAUGGGUCUACUGGCCAGUCAAGGAAUCUAGAGUUUUAAAUCUAAUGCAAGCGCUUGUUGAAAGACGUUUGGGAAAGGUAGUGGUCACUGCCCAGGAAACAGGCCUACUCAAUAACUGCUAUGAAGUGCACAGGAUCUACAGGGAGUGAGGAAUUUGCCUUUGUAUUGGAGCAUGCUCUAGCCAGGGAGGCAGAGAUUUGGAAGGUGCCAGUCUUUCAAGAUUUCACAUUAAAGGGCACAGACAUUCCUCCAUUAUAUUAUGAGAAAGCUGUUUUGUGGAUUGGAGAAUUAAGCUCACUGUUUCAGUUUUGCUCUGGAACAUUUGCCUUGGCUACCAGCAUUCUUAAUCGGUUAUUGGCAUCAGUGAAGGCACAGUUAAAAUACCUCCAAUGCAUUGCAAUUGCUUGCCUGGUUCUUGCAGCAAAAAUCAAUGAAGAAGAUGAGAUAAUACCAUCAGUAAAGAAGCUUGCAGUGCGGAGUGGUUGUAAAUGUUCUCCAGCUGAGAUUCUGAGGAUGGAAAGAAUUGUACUUGAUAAACUUCACUGGGAUCUUUACACAGCAACAUCAAUGGAUUUUUUAAACAUUUUCCAUGCCAUGGUGAUGUUCAAGUGGGCCCAUCUACUAAAUGGGCUGCCUCAGAGGAAUCCUUCCCGCCAUGCCGCAUUCUUGACCAAACAGCUGCAGCACUGUAUGGCAUGCCACCAGCUGCUGCAGUUUAAGGGCUCCACAUUGGCUUUGGUGAUCAUCACCUUAGAGUUGGAGAGGCUGACUCCUGACUGGUUUCCUGUGAUAACUGAUCUGCUAAAAAAAGCACAGAUUGACAGCACACAGUUCAUCCACUGUAAAGAGCUUGUUGACCAGCAUCUCCUGUCUUUCCAACCAUCCAAUGCCGUCUAUAUUUUCAACCCUGCCAGCCAAAAGAUUCAAGCCCGCCUGGAUGAAAGGUUAUUCUACUGUUAUUCCACAGACAAGAAAGCAAUGCAAAUUAAACAACAAGCCAGAGGGAGCUGGGCAGUCCCAGCAGUUUUCACGCCUCGCCAAGCCAGAAAUCAUGAAGAUGACAUGGAGACAGAUGAAUUCUAUGAUGGAUUCAAAUACUUGUACAAUGAAGAUGGCUUUCCAGAAGCUGGACAAACCAGCAAUGAUCAUCCAAGACAAGAGGAAAGCAGCACUUUCUGCCCUCCAUUAGAGCCUGCCCCGGAGAUUGACUAGUGGAGUGUCAUUAUGUAGUGCCAAGGGACCAGCCAGUACCCAAAGCUAUUGCUGGUAUAGCAAAGGGUUAUAGCUGUAAAUAGAAAACAUUACCCAUUUUGUAGUCCAACCUUCUGCCUUUUAAAUUGCUUCUUACAAAACUGUACUGGGGGUGGCUUUAGUGUAGUCAGAAUAUAAAGCUCACACAGGGAUGCCAACUUCAAGGUGGCAACUGGAGAUCUCCCAGAAUUGCAACUGAUUUCCAGGCCACAGGGAUAAGUUCCCCUGGAGAAAAUGGCCACUUUGGAGGGUGGAUUCUAUGGCAUUAUACCCUGCUGAGGUCCCUCACCUCCCAAAAAUCUUCCCUCUCCAGACUCCAUCCCCCCAAAUCUCCAGGAAUUUCCCAACCUCAAGCUCGCAAAGCUAAGCUCAUGUGAUGAACUAUGUAAUGAGCAGCUGAAAGGCAAAGCCUCAGGGAUCAACAACCAGCAGCUUGGAUAAUAUGCUACUCUUAGAAAUGCAAAUGGAGCCGAAGUCCAGGGGUGAGGAAGAGCUUUCUAAUCUUCUCCCAUCAGUGCACAACUUCAGAGUUUGCCUUUGUUCAGAUGCUAGCUCUGCUCUCCUGCAGAAACCAUUACAUGCCAUUAUCAGUUAGCUGUGGGUGAGUACGAUGGAGCAGGGCUAGUGAUAGAGAAUAAAGAAUCCUGUAGAUACACUUCACUGGAACUGUAUUUAAGGCCCAGUCUGCAGAUUUAUCAGGAAGCAAUCAAAUGGAUGAUCACUUGGAUAAAAGUGAAUAAAGUAGGCAGUCGGUAAAAACUGUGCUAUAAAAAGAGUCUACCUUUAGUGAACAAUUUUCGCCUGCUGUUGACUCAAAAGUUAAGGACAGUGGUAAUUUCAGCAACUUUCAGGCUAGAACCUAUGGCCUUUGGAACUAGCCUUAAUGCACUAGCACUUUUCUUCACUUAUAUUCUCUGGGUUCAGUCAUAAGUAAAUACCCCACUAUUAGAAGAUUAGACUAUUAGAUUAGAGAAGCAUCAUGAAAGUUGUAGUCUAAGACAUCAGAGUUUAGAGGGCUUUGAAGGGGAACUAAGCAAACAAUCACAGCAUAGAUCUAUCCUCUAAAAGCUAGUGUAGUGUAUUGUUAAGAGUGUUGGACAAGGAUCUGGGAGACCCAGGUUCAAAUCCCCACUCUGCCAUGUAAGGUUGCUGGGUGACCUUGGGCCAAUCACACACUGUCAGCCUAACCUACCUCAUAGGGUUGUUUUGAGGAUAAAAUGGAAAAGGGGAGGUUGUUGUAAGCCAAUUUGGGAAGAAAGGUGGGGUAUAAAUGAAGUAAGUAAAUAAAUAUCUAUGGUUAUCACCCUCAUGAAACCUCAGGAUGCCACAGAGUAUCAGCAAACAGAGGCAGCAGUGGCAGAAGGGUAUUGCCUUUCUUCUCUGCUUCUAUCCUUAUAAAAGGAUACUGGACCUCAGCUCUGAUCUACUAGGAAUCUUCUUUUGUUCUUAAGUUCUAGCUAAAGAGGGAUGAGAAAUCAUGCACACUCGAAAAUACUGCUCCAGAAUGGCUGGAUGAGCGGCACUUCUUUGACUCAUUUUGUAUGAAAAUAGUAAUAUGAAAGAACAUGUUUCACACAUAUUAAUACUACAAAACAGAUUAAUUUGUCAUAAGAUAUAAACCUAUUAUGUGCUCACCUACAAGCAUUAUCAUGCUGAAAAACCACAUAUUUUCUAAUUAUUCUAUUCAUAUGAGCAUAUCUUUAUGCAGAAUCAAGAUACUCAAAGCCCCCUGUCUGCUAUAACCCUACUGGAAUAUCUUAUAAACAGAUAGGAAUAAUAUGAGACAUCUUAGUACUCUAGGCAUAAAAGUUACCCCCCCAAAGUACUAAAAAUAUAGUAAGAGUUUGCUGCCGUUAAAUGAUACUUAAAAAUCUGCUAAAGCAGGCCAUUACAUAUUACUUAAUCAUUCAGCCUUGUUUAGUAUCACACAUUAACAUAAACAGUGCAGUGCAUGUGUAUUUUUAAAAAUGUGCAAAAUGGUGUUAAAUAUAUCAAGGUUAACAUAUUGAAUCAGUACAUGGCACCUACCAAGAAUUUUAUUAUGUGUUUAUAUAUUACUGUAAAUGCCAAAAGGCAAAGUUUGCUGUGAGGUUCAAAAACUGAUUUGAAUUUAUAUGGCAAUGUAUUUGCCUACUUACCUGAUCACUUGUAGAACCCAGUUCAUACAGCAUUAUUUAGCAUUUUCCUAUGGUAUCACAUGUGAAUAGACUCACAGACAUUGAUGGCUAUACUGGAAUGCGUCAGAGAAGUAAGAGCAGCAAUAUGAAAUCAAUCAAAAAACUAUUGAUGCUGUGCUUAGUGCUAAAGGAAGAAAAUACUGGAAGAAGUGCCUUGCCAGCACAGCUUCAAUGGAAAUAAGCUAAGAUCCCAGCAAUUUAAAAUGACACAAUAUAUUAGACAACAGAAUCUUUUAGGCUUUCUACAUGUCUGAAGGUCUAGUUUUUCAGGAAACACUUCAAAUAAUGUUUGCUGUUGUUUAUAGGAUCAAAAGCAUCAACUCUUCAUCAUAUUGUAACUUGACAGUAUUUUUUAUGCAGGCAAUUGUGUUUUUUUUGUAAUUUUUGUUAAAUAAAAAUCAAACUAUU
Messenger RNA from Eublepharis macularius, 4155 nucleotides. RefSeq names its product cyclin I family member 2 (gene CCNI2). Gene Ontology annotation, cellular component: cyclin-dependent protein kinase holoenzyme complex; nucleus; cytoplasm. Gene Ontology annotation, molecular function: cyclin-dependent protein serine/threonine kinase regulator activity. The transcript has 8 exons. The record is from RefSeq and is a predicted model, not a curated record. NCBI's taxonomy places the organism in Eukaryota, Metazoa, Chordata, Lepidosauria, Squamata, Eublepharidae. Bases 440 to 1531 code for a protein of 363 amino acids. Gene Ontology annotation, biological process: regulation of cyclin-dependent protein serine/threonine kinase activity; mitotic cell cycle phase transition.